Messenger RNA from Leucoraja erinaceus (little skate), 4872 nucleotides. It is a transcript of the gene arhgap24, whose product is annotated as Rho GTPase activating protein 24. Gene Ontology annotation, biological process: negative regulation of ruffle assembly; activation of GTPase activity; negative regulation of Rac protein signal transduction. Gene Ontology annotation, molecular function: GTPase activator activity. Gene Ontology annotation, cellular component: focal adhesion. Bases 2429 to 4750 code for a protein of 773 amino acids. The record is from RefSeq and is a predicted model, not a curated record. NCBI's taxonomy places the organism in Eukaryota, Metazoa, Chordata, Chondrichthyes, Rajiformes, Rajidae. The transcript is spliced from 10 exons.
UAGUAUUUAAUAGCCUGAUGGUUGUCAGGAAGAAGCUGCUCCUGAAACUGGACAUUACAAUUUUCAGGCAUUCUUCCCAAUUUUUAUACAAGGCCUUUUCAUACCUUCUUCCCAAUGGCAGAAGUGGAAUGAGAGUGUGGCCAGGGUGAUAUGGGUUUCUGUUAAUGGCGGCUGCCUUUUUGAGGCAGUGACUCUUGUAGAUCCCUUUGAUGGUGGGGAGGUCAGUACCUGUGAUGGACUAGGCAAUGUUCACCACUUUUUGCAAUCUUCUUCGUCCUGGGCGUUCGAUUUGCUGAACCAGGUUGUGAUGCAACCAAUCAAUAUGCUCUCUACUGUACACCCGUAGAAGUUCAAGAGAAUUUUCAUUGCAAUAUCAAAUCUCAAUCUUUACAGGAAGUAAAGGUUCUGGAGGGCUUUCUUUAUGGUUGCAUCAAUGUGCUGGAUCUCGGACAGAUCUGCAGAGAUAUACAUGCCCAGGAAUUUGAAGCUUUUGACUCUCUCCACCACCAUCCCGUCAAUGAAGACAGGUUUGUGGAUCCUCAUUGUUUUCUCUUCCAAAGUCCACAAUCUGUUCCUUGGCCUUCUUGACAUUGAGAGCAAGGUGGUUGUCCUGGCACCAUUUGGCCCGUUAAGUGAUCUCUCUCCUAUACUCUGGCUCAUCAUCAACUGUAAUUCAUCCAACAUGGUUGGUGAACUUGAAAAUGUAGUUGGAACUGUGUCUGGCUGCACAGUCAUAAGUACAGAGUGAAUAGAGCAGGGGGCUGAUCACAUAGCCGUGAGGUGCUCGCGUGCUGAUGGUUUUCGAGGAGGAAGGGUUGCUGCCAAUUUGUAAGGAUUGUGGUCUGUUGCUGAAGAAGUUGAGGAUCCAGUUGCAGAGGGAUGCACAGAAACCCAGUUCCAUGAAUUUAGUAACUAACUUAGAGGGAUGAUGGUGUUGAAUGCUGAGCUAUAGUCUAUGAUCAACAGUCUGACGUGUGUUUUUAUCAUCCAACUGGUCUAGUGCAGAGUGGAGAGCCAGUGAGGUCACAUCCUGUGUUGACGUGUUGUGGCAGUAGGCAAAUUGUAGUUAGUCUGGGUUCUUAUUAAGGUUGGGGUUGAUAUGCGCCAUAACUAACCUCUCAAAGCACUUAAUCACCAUGGACGUUAGUGCUACCAGUCGAUAAUUGUUAACACGCAUCAUCUUACAAUAUUGGGCACCAGUAUUAUUGAUGCCCUCUUAAAGCAGGUGGAAACCUCUUAGACCACAGUAAUGAGAGAUUGAAGAUGUCCGCAAAAACUCCAGCCAUUUGGUCUGCACAAGUUUUAAGAACACGACCAGGUAUACUUUCAGGUCCAGACCCUUUCCGAGAGAUCACCAUCUUGAAGGAUUUUCUGAUGUCAGCCUCUGUGACUGAGAUUGGGGGCUAUGGGGGCCCCGGGAUGGCACAUCAGUGUACUCGCUAUCAAAGCGGGUAUAGAACGCAUUGAUCUUGUCUGGGAGUGAUGCUUCGCUGCCGCUUGAGUUGCCCCCUGAUUUCACCUUGUGGGAAGUGAUGUCAUGCAAGCCCUGCCACAGCUGCCGAACCUCCACCAGCUUAGAGUAAAAGUCCCUUUUAGUAUUUUUGAUGCCCUUAUCAGGUCAUAUCUGUAAAGUCACUUCUUGUAUAACCCCGCGUCGCCAAAUUUCAAUGCCCGAGAUCUGGUCCUCAGAAGAAUGCGGACCUCCUGGUUUAUGCAAAGCUUCUGGUUGGGGAACACUCGGAUGGUUUUCGUGGGAUCACUCUCCACCACACAAAGAGCAGUGGCGGCAUUUAAGACAUAAAGAACAUAUUUCUUACAAUGUAAACUGUUUGAAUCCCGUGCAAAUGGACUAAAAUAGAUCAGUCUGAUCACAGGACCCUCCACUGAAACUCACCUGCAAUCUGCUGGUGCUUGUCUACUGAAAUGUAGGUUAUUUUUAUUUUUGUGAAGUGCUUUAAAUUGUUAAAGUACACGUUUUCAAAUCUCCAUCUUUAUCAUUAUGGUUUUGUAGGUUGAGAAAUACAGAUUCAUCUUAAUCCUUUGCUUUGAUUUGAAUUUGAAAUGGUAGGGUUAUUCUGAUAAAUGCACUCUCAAGAAUCCCGGCAGCAGGCAGGAGGGAGUUAAAAUCUAAACGAGGUUCCAAUUGCUCUUUGAAUGUUCCACCUGCCUGUAGAAUUCAAUCAGAGACAGUGGAAUCAAAUUAAAACACUACGCUGAGCCGACACUGUCUUCUUUUUAUUCAAUUUACCUUAAAGUUCUGCUAUGGACAUGUCCGAAUAUUAUAAAUAAUACAUGUAGUUUGUUCAGCAGAAUGCCUGAUAUUUUAUUCAUCAGUUCAGCUGUAGAAGAGGCUGACAGUACACCUUUAUAAUGCUCCUUGCCUAUAACGUUAGAACAAGCGUUGAGCCAUAGGGUUUGAGAAACAAAGAUGCUGCUGAGUCCACGGCUGAAAAUCACCAGACAAGGAAAAUCCAUCAGUCUAAUAAUGGAUGAUCACGGUGGCUCCUUGGACAGACCCCAAUCUGCCCGAUCCAGGCAAAAUGUCAUUAAAUGUGGAUGGCUGAGAAAGCAAGGGGGCUUUGUUAAAACUUGGCACACUCGAUGGUUUGUGCUGAAGGGUGACCAGCUUCAUUACUACAAGGAUGAAGAUGAAAACCGACCACUGGGGACUAUUUUCUUGCCUGGAAAUAAUGUCACCGAGCACUCGACUAAUGGAGAUGAGUCCAGGAAGUUCCUUUUUGAAAUUGUUCCAGGUGGAGAUCGCGAUCGAAUGACCACCAAUCAUGAAACGUACCUCCUCAUGGCCACUGCACAGAAUGACAUGGAAGACUGGGUGAAGACUAUUCGCAGGGUGAUCUGGGCACCCUUCGGUGGAGGUAUCUUUGGCCAAAGGCUUGAGGACACUGUCCGCUAUGAACGACGGUAUGGGACCCACAUGGCCCCAAUGCUUGUGGAGCAGUGUGCUGACUUCAUCCGCCAGAGAGGACUGAAGGAAGAAGGUCUUUUCCGGUUACCUGGUCAGGCCAAUCUGGUGAAGGAGUUACAAGAAGCCUUUGACUGUGGUGAGAAGCCAUUGUUUGACAGCAACACAGAUGUGCACACCGUGGCCUCAUUGCUCAAGCUGUAUCUACGGGAGCUGCCAGAGCCAGUCAUUCCCUAUGCUAAAUAUGAUGAGUUCCUCUUGUGUGCCAAAUUCUUCACCAAAGAACAAGAGACUGGGAUGAAGGAACUAAUCAAGCAAGUGAAGACCAUCCCUCCUGUCAACUUCAACUUGCUCAAGUAUAUCUGCAGGUUCCUGGAUGAGGUCCAGUCUUAUUCAGAUGUAAACAAAAUGAGUGUUCAGAACCUGGGAACGGUGUUUGGGCCAAACAUACUGCGUCCAAAAGUUGAAGAUCCUGUUACUAUAAUGGAAGGUACAGUCCUGGUUCAGCAGCUAAUGUCGGUAUUUAUAAGUGAACACAACAAUUUGUUUCCCAAAGAUGGAGAGGAGAUUCAGGGCAGACAGGAUGGCUGCAACAACAACAAUGAAGUAGCAAAGAAACCCUUGGCAGGGUUCACCCCGCCUCUCAACAAGGAGAACAAGAAACCUCAAUCCGAACCUGUGCGCCUGUGCUCCUGGGACAACUCAGAGUCGCCCAAAAGGGUAAGCGGCGAGAAUCCGGGAUCUCCGACUGCACUGAAUGAGGGCAACAAGUUAAGCAGCAGUCCCAGGAGCAGCCUGGGCAAAGUGGAUGUCAACAGAAGCCCACCCAUCAUGGUGAAGAAGAACCCUGCCUAUUCCAAAGGGAGUGGCAUUGUCACCAACGGCUCCUUCAGUAGCCCAGCCGAGACCCAGGAGAAGAUUCAGACGUUGCCAAAUGGGAGUCUGCAGGCGAGGAGGAAUUCCUCACUGAAAGGGACGGGUACCAAGCUGGGGACGGGCAGCAUGCAGAACGGGGCAGUGAGGCUGGGGAUCUCCAGCACAGACAUGAUGAACUCCUCUCUCAACAACCGCGUUGUAGCCUGGAUGCCUAAUGGGUAUGUUAUGCUGCGGGACGGCAAGACCAAAGAAGCCAUGAACAGUGAGCCCACCACUCAGCAGCACAGACUCUCCACCUACGACAAUGUCCAGCAGCAGUUCUCGCUUUGCAACUCAGAUGACAAGCAGAGUGUGGACAGCGCCACCUGGUCCACAUCCUCCUGCGAGAUCUCCCUGAUGGAGCACAGCAAUUCCUGCCGCUCCUCCACCACCACCUGCCCAGACCAGGACAUUUACGCAGCGGGUUACGAGGACCCGGCACUGGAGGGCUCAGUCCACGACGCCUCCUUCCGGACUGACUCUGAGAACAAGUACGAGCGGAGCAGCGGGGGCGGCUGCAGCAGCCGGGCCACUAGCAGCAGCGACAACAGCGACACGUUUGUCUCCAAUGCUUCUACCGGCAACCAUAGUGCGUUGCACAGUCUUGUGGCCAGCCUGAAGCAAGAAGUUACAAAGCAGAAGAUCGAGUAUGAAGCGAGAAUCAAAAGCUUGGAGCAGAGAAACCUUGAACUGGAGUCUGAGGUAAUGACACUUCAUGAGGAACUGGACCAGGAGAGGAAGAAGUAUACCAUGGUGGAAAUAAAGAUGAGGAACACAGAGCGUGCACGGGAAGAUGCCGAGAAACGCAACGAAAUGUUGCAAAAGGAGAUGGAGCAAUUUUUCUCGACAUUUGGUGAUCUGACUGUGGAGACUCGAAGGUCUGAUCGAAGUAAUACCAUAUGGAUUCAGUAAAGAUCAAAAUAUCAAAGACUGUGGUUGGGGAGGGGUGGAGAAAAUCAGGUGACUGGUCACCUGAUUGGGGUUAUGCUCAAUGAAACUCAAAACCUUGAAGGAUAAAAUGCAUUUCAACUGUA